AUGGAUCUUUCGGAUCGAUCUGACGAUGAUUCCAGUAGCGACGAAAGUUCUGUACCUUGUAAACGUCCACGUACAGAUACUUAUGGUGCCUCCUCAACAACUUCUCAUGGUUCAGCUUUGCAAGAUUCUGAUGAAGAUUCCCCAGAAAGACAAUCUACUCAUAUUGAGGAAAGGGGCAAAACUAGAAGCUAUACUGAAAAUAGCCCCGAGAGAGUAACUAGAUUGAGUAGAAGCAGUUUAAGUGAAAAUUGUUCUUCCCCUAAUGAACAUUAUGAUGACUUUCGGCCUGGCUUUAAAGACGUGGAAGGAGAAGAAGAUUCUGUUCGUUCAAGCUUCCAAAUGUCAAAUGAAAAUGCCUUUUAUAACAAAACAUCAGAAGAUUACAAUGAAUCUAAUGCAUAUAAUAGUGAAUAUUCUGAAAUAUCUAAAAAAAUAAUGAGCAGUAUGGGUCACAAGCCUGGAAAAGGUUUGGGUAAAUUUGAGCAUGGUAGAGUGGAGCCUGUAGAAGCUUCUACCCAAAAAGGUCGUAGAGGUUUGGGCUUAAAACCCUCCAUUGUUGGGGAGGUGCCACAAGAUUUUAAAUGGUCACCUGAUGAAUCUACUCCUGAAGCUAAAGAGGAAGUUGCUUGGAUGCCUUCUCCACCAGAUGAAACACUUUCUAUAGACAUUUUAGAGAAAUGGUUAAAGCAAGGACAAAAAAAAUUGAAUAUAGAUGAUGAGACUGAUUUUGUGGAUCCACAAAUAUUGAAAGGAGUUUUGCAUUCUAAAUCAAUAUUUGAUGAUUUAGAUGGAGAAGAUAUGAGAAAUGCUCGAACUCGCAGUAAUCCUUAUGAGACCAUAGGAUCUGUGAUAUUUUUAAAUAGAGCAGCAGUAAAAAUGGCUAAUAUGGAUGCUGUUUUUGAUUUUAUGUUUACAAAUCCUAAAAAACAAGAUGGGAGCCCAGUACUUGAUAAGAGAGAAUUAUUGUACUUUGCUGAUGUCUGUGCGGGACCUGGUGGUUUCUCUGAAUAUGUAUUAUUUAGAAAAGGAUGGAAAGCAAAAGGUUUUGGGUUCACUUUGAAAGCCUCAAAUGAUUUCAAAUUAGGGGAUUUUUUUGCUGGACCACCAGAAACAUUCAACCCUUAUUAUGGUGAAAAAGAAGAUGGCAAUAUAUAUGAUCCAGCCAACUUGACUUCCUUGAAAGAAUAUGUUUUAAAACAAACCGAUGACAAAGGUGUUCACUUCCUUAUGGCUGAUGGAGGCUUUUCUGUAGAAGGUCAAGAAUUAAUACAGGAAAUAUUAUCGAAACAGCUGUAUCUCUGCCAGUGUUUAGCCGCCUUGAUGCUGGUGAGGACUGGUGGCCAUUUUGUUGUGAAGCUGUUCGACAUUUUCACCCAUUUUAGCGUUAGUCUUAUUUACAUUAUGUAUAGAUGUUUUGAGAAAGUUUGUAUUUUUAAACCAGUAACGUCGAGACCCGCUAAUUCUGAGAGAUACUUAAUAUGUAAAUGGAAAAAGUAUGGUACAGAGUCAGCGGAAAAACACUUGUUUUCUGUUAACUCAAUACUGUGGAGUAACAGUGGCGGCGAGGAGGAUGUCACAGAAAUGGUGCCCUUCUCGGUUAUCCAGGAGGAUAGAGAGUUUUACGAGUAUAUAUACAAGAGCAACUGUGUGCUUGGCGAAAGGCAAAUAAAAAAUCUAUUAAAAAUAGGGGAAUUCAGUAAUAAUAAAAGCUUGAGGGAGAAGAGUCAAGCAGAUAUGAAAACGCAAUGCCUGAAAUUGUGGCAACUCCCAGACAAAGUGCGCACGAAGCCGGAGCGGCGCAACGCGGACGAGACGCUGCGCCACCUGCUGCCGCGCGCCCACGACGCCACCACCUUCAAGCGCGGCGUGUUGGGCAAACCUCCGAGACAACUCGCCGCCGGGGACCUGCCCAACACCUUCGCCAAUGUGUUCGACUGGCACUUCACCUUCCUCAGCAGUGGGAAAGGGAGCCCCAACUUGAGGAUCUUUAUAGCAUGUGGAGGAAAACAAGUAUACCAGCUGGAAAAUGACACUUGGAGAAGUGUCGCCAACUUAAAUAUUACACUGCCUGCAAACACGCUUCUGUAUGGAGAGAUUGCCCGCGAGUACCGGGGGCUGGGCAAGAAGCAGGUCCAUAGUAAGGCUAUGCACGUCAUAGACGCCAUGACACUUGGCGGAGUCGAUAUCUCGUCUCUGUCGUUGACUGAACGCAUCAAUCAGUGUAAUAUGUUUUGCAAUGCUCUGGAGAAGCCGAGCAACACACAAAGCCUGCCAAUCAGAUGCAAACGGUUCUUCAACAUGGAGUCAUUCUCAAGUGCCAUCGCCAAUUUGGAAUAUCGGGAAAUGAAGAGGGCCACAAAAUCCCUAACAUUAGACAUACCCAAGCGAGAUGACAGGAAUGAAAUGUUCUACGAUGCCACAUCUAUACUUUUCAUAAAAGAAGUUAAAGAACCUUGGAUCGCACGAAUUUCUAAAACGUACAACUGUAAGUACUACUACUACAUGGGACCGGAUAAAAAAUCACAAAGUGUUUAUGUCAUUCCGGAAAAAGCACAAUUAGAUAUGAUAAGCGGUUAUACGGAGAGGGUCAUGUGGCACUGGGAAUCCCCUGCUGAGUUUGAAGGCCGGAUAGAAAGUAAACUAUCAAAAAUACACAUGGAACAGUUCAUUGAUGGACAGCUA
Brenthis ino (lesser marbled fritillary) is the source of this 2682-nucleotide messenger RNA. Lineage: Eukaryota; Metazoa; Arthropoda; Insecta; Lepidoptera; Nymphalidae. The record is from the annotation of a GenBank genome assembly.